Messenger RNA from Encephalitozoon hellem ATCC 50504, 609 nucleotides. RefSeq names its product Rab GTPase. The record is from RefSeq and is a predicted model, not a curated record. Gene Ontology annotation, molecular function: GTP binding; GTPase activity. NCBI's taxonomy places the organism in Eukaryota, Fungi, Microsporidia, Unikaryonidae. Gene Ontology annotation, cellular component: trans-Golgi network. The coding region runs from base 1 to 609 and encodes 202 amino acids. The transcript has a single exon.
AUGGACUCCGAGUGCAAAUAUCUGUUCAAGAUAAUCUUGAUUGGAAACAGCGGUGUCGGGAAAACUUGCCUGAUGAAAAGGUACACGGACGAGACAUAUAGUUUUACACAGUCAAGCACGAUAGGCGUGGAUUUCAAAAUAAAGUCCUUAGAGGCUGAAGGGGAAAAGGUAAAGCUUCAAAUAUGGGACACUGCAGGACAGGAGAGAUUCAGAGCAAUUAUAUCCAAUUACUAUAGGGGAGCUCAUGGAAUUAUUAUAGUGUUUGACAUGGGAAGCAAGGAGUCGUUUGACAAUCUUGGAGACUGGCUGGGCGAGGUAAGAAAGAAUACAAACGAGAAUGUUGAGAUGAUCAUUUUGGGAAACAAAGUUGAUGACAAGGAAAAAAUUGUGGUCACUGAGGAGGAGGUGGAAAAGUUCCUGAAUGAAAAUGGUAUUGAGAAAUCAUCGUUUUAUAUGACUAGCGCAAAGGACAAUAUCUGCGUCAAUGAUAGCUUCGAGUAUCUAACCAGAAGGCUUAUUGACAAACAUAAGAAAAUAGGCUUUGGCAGUGGAAAAGAAUCCUUUAAGCUUAAUAUUGGGGAUUCUUCUAGAAAAUCCUGUUGCAUGUGA